Cololabis saira (Pacific saury) is the source of this 1172-nucleotide messenger RNA. RefSeq names its product basic transcription factor 3 (gene btf3). Gene Ontology annotation, cellular component: nascent polypeptide-associated complex; cytosol. The record is from RefSeq and is a predicted model, not a curated record. Bases 172 to 663 code for a protein of 163 amino acids. Lineage: Eukaryota; Metazoa; Chordata; Actinopteri; Beloniformes; Belonidae. The transcript is spliced from 6 exons.
UGCUCCCCGCAUGUGUCUGCUUUUAGUUUACAGGUCAGUGAGGAGCUUUAUACACACUCUUCUCCGCAUUGUUGCCCCCCGCUACGACGGCCAGAGGUAAACCUUCCCCGGCCAGAUGGCCGGAGUCUGCCGGAGUCUGAAGCCAGCAUCACUCACGGUUUUGUGGGAGGCAUGAAAGAAGUAAUUAUGAAUCAAGAAAAACUUUCAAAACUUCAAGCGCAAGUCCGCAUCGGUGGAAAGGGUAGUGCUCGCAGAAAGAAGAAGGUUGUACACAGGACGGCCACCGCAGAUGACAAGAAGCUCCAGUUCUCCUUAAAGAAACUUGGCGUGAACAACAUCUCCGGUAUCGAAGAGGUUAACAUGUUUACAAAUCAAGGAACAGUCAUCCACUUCAACAACCCCAAAGUACAGGCGUCCCUCGCAGCCAACACCUUCACCAUCACUGGCCACGCUGAGACCAAGCAGCUGACCGAGAUGCUGCCCGGCAUCCUGAACCAGCUGGGAGCCGACAGCCUGACGAGCCUCAGGAGACUCGCAGAGGCUCUGCCCAAGCAGGCUGGAGAUGGAAAAGCACCAAUUGCAACAAUAGAAGAAGAAGAUGAUGAUGAUGUUCCAGAUCUGGUGGAGAAUUUCGAUGAAGCGUCCAAGGAUGAGGCCAACUAGAGGAAAUGGAAAGCGUCAGAAGGCAACAGGACCAUGAGGGGCACGACAAGUUAUCGUUUCAAAUUCAAGACGUGGAGAGUUAAUGGCGUAAACACUUAACGUGAAUAAUGUGACAACUUUUUUUCGCAUUCUGUAAUUUGUGCAACACCUGAGCAAAUUACCUGCAUACUCUUCAGUGAAUUAUUUUGACGUAAUUUUGUAGAUUAGUACUCUGUUAUGUUAUGAAAUAUGAACAAUGACAAAGAAUCUUGAAUUUUGAUGUAUUCAAAAAGGGGUAGCAGUAUUAAGGUGUCAGGCAUUUUCAUACUCGCUCCACCUCUUCUUUGCCACCAAAUGCUCCAGAUGCUUGUUGUGCUCUGUGAUCUUAGUGUCAAGUUGGUGACAGAUUGCGUAAAAUGUGGUGCUCGAGGCCUCCAGUGUACCCCUGUGAACCCCCGUUUCCUGUUACUGAACCAUAAUCCUGUGGCCUCCAUAAAACCACCAAACCUGGAAUAAACCUUUGCUACUGU